AUGUCUAUCCUUGAGAGACAAUUUCCAGAUAUCAUCCUCUCGCCGCUUGUGGCUCCUGACCAGCACCCCGGAUACAAGUAUGACGGCUUCAAUCCAUCUGUAAAGACUCUCGAAAAGGGCUACACCAAAGAGCCCGGGCGUAGACCUUUUGGUGUCGACACUGUCUUUGAGAAAGAUGUCGCCGUCAAGCUUCGCGACGGCGUGAAAAUCUACACGGACAUCUUCCGUCCUGCAACAUCGGACAAUGAGAGCGGCAAAGUUCCAGCAAUUAUUCCUUGGAGUCCGUAUGGCAAGAGCGGAAGAGGUCCCCAAAACUAUGACUCCAUGGGGCCCUUUCGGUGCGGAAUCCCUAAGGAACGUACGUCUGGCUUUGACAAGUUCGAGGCUCCGGAUCCGGCAGAGUGGGUGGAGAGAGGAUACGCCAUCAUCAAUGUGGAUGCCCGUGGCGUUGGCGAUUCCGAAGGCGACAUCGUCGUCUGGGGCCAACAGGAAGCGGAAGACAUAUAUGACCUUGUCGAUUGGGUCUACAAGCAGCCUUGGUGCAACGGCUCUGUUGCCUUUGCUGGCAACUCAUGGCUAUCCGUCUCGCAGCUGAACUUCGCCUCACGUCUCAGCCACCCCGCUGUUAAGGCCUUCGCUCCGUGGGAAGGCAUGACUGAUGUCUACAGGCAGCAAGCCGUUCGAGGCGGGAUUCCGCAUGUGGAGUUCUCCGACAUGAUAAUCAAGGGCUUUGCCGGUCAUGGCCGUGUUGAAAAUAUGGCCGCGAUGUACUCCAAGCGGCCAUAUCACGACGAUUACUGGGAGGAGAAGACGAUCAAAGUGGAGAACAUCAAAGAUGUCCCGCUAUACCUGACCGCGUCUUAUUCGACUGGUAUCCAUUCCGAAGGGUCGUUCCACACAUUCCUCAAGGCUCAAACGAAGCAGAAGUGGCUCCGCGUGCAUGCUUCACAAGAAUGGUACGACAUCUAUCGCCCCGAAAUCAAUGAUGAGCUCCAGCAAUUCUAUGAUCGAUACUGCAAGGGCAUCGACAACGGCUGGGAGAAUACCCCGAAAUUCCGUAUAUCUCUUCUUGGUUUCAAUGGGAGCCCUGCAAAGACGAUUUUGGAGAGACCCGAAGAGGCCUGGCCGAUUCCCCGUGCCAAGGAGGCUAAAUACUACCUCGAUGUCUCCACCAAGGCACUCACUACUUCUAUAACUCAAGCAGAAUACUCCGCUGCUUACGAAGCCCACAGCCUAUCUGACACUCUUGACUUUACCGUCACCUUUGACAAAUACACCGAGCUCGCCGGCUACCCGCUGGUCAAGCUUUGGAUGUCCUGCGCGGAGAAGGACGACAUGGAUGUGAACGUGCAGAUCCGCAAGAUUGGCCGAGAUGGGCGCCUGCUUGAGUACCUCAACUACCCGUGCCCGGUUCCCGAGUCCGAAGUGCCAGACACCAACGUCGCCAAGUUCCUCGGUCCAGAUGGCAUGCUGCGCGCCAGCCACGCCUGCACAAAGGAGUACCGUGAUGGCCGGCCCUUCUACACGUCCACCAGGAGCGAGCCCGUGCCCCCAGGCACCAUCGUACCUCUCGAGAUUCCCGUGUGGCCAAUCGGCAUGGUGUUUGAAGAGGGCGAAGGCAUCAUGCUAAGGGUUGCAGGCCAUGACUUGAGGCUGCCGGAAAUCGAGUUCUUUAGGUUGAAGGAACCCAAUGAUAAGAACGUCGGUCGGCAUGUCGUGUACACUGGCGGCAAGUACGACAGUCAUCUUAUCCUGCCUGUCAUUGCCUGA
This is a messenger RNA of Lasiodiplodia theobromae, 1770 nucleotides long. RefSeq names its product Peptidase S9/S15. The coding region runs from base 1 to 1770 and encodes 589 amino acids. NCBI's taxonomy places the organism in Eukaryota, Fungi, Ascomycota, Dothideomycetes, Botryosphaeriales, Botryosphaeriaceae. Gene Ontology annotation, molecular function: dipeptidyl-peptidase activity. The transcript is spliced from 8 exons. The record is from RefSeq and is a predicted model, not a curated record.